Mauremys reevesii (Reeves's turtle) is the source of this 5004-nucleotide messenger RNA. RefSeq names its product spectrin repeat containing nuclear envelope family member 4 (gene SYNE4). Gene Ontology annotation, molecular function: protein binding. Gene Ontology annotation, cellular component: membrane; nuclear envelope; meiotic nuclear membrane microtubule tethering complex. The coding region runs from base 1990 to 3693 and encodes 567 amino acids. The transcript has 14 exons. The record is from RefSeq and is a predicted model, not a curated record. NCBI's taxonomy places the organism in Eukaryota, Metazoa, Chordata, Testudines, Geoemydidae.
UAGCCGUUGGGUGUGUGGUAGGUGAAACCGUGCGUGUGAUGUGGGGGAAGGAUUGGGCAUUAACUGCUGCAGCUAAAGGCUUCUUAAUCCACCUCCCAUCAGUGAUGUGCUUUCUAAGCUGGAGCACCAGAAUUCUAGGGGUGCCUUACCUGUCUAAAACUGUUUGCAACAUGAAGGUCAGCCGUGGAGGCGGGGGUUGGGGGUGCUGAAGAUGCUGUGCCUAGGGGCAUGGAAGGUGUAUCAUGCUAUAGAAGCACGAUAACUUGAUUAGCCUUUCCUGCCCUGAUGGGGACUCCCUGUCUUGUCUGACAUCUCCCAGGAAGUCAGGCGUCGCCCUGAACCUUAUACAUCUACAAUGAUCUCGGCUUCUUUCGGUCUCCUCCUCCUCUGGGAUGAAAUGGGGGCAGAGGGGAAGGUCUAUGGGUCUCUCAGGGGCCGGAUUCUAGCUUGGAGAUUCACAAGUGUGAAUGAAGGGGAAAUUGCUCAGUUCUCAUAGUCUGUGGCCAGAAGGGACUGGCUGUUUUGCUUUGUGUUGUAUGCAGCACCUAGCACAAUGGGGGCCUUGUCCAUGGCUGGGGCUCCUUGCCACUACUGUAAUACACCUAAUACGCCUGGCACAAAAGGGUCCUGGGGCUAUCUAGGCUGUUUAGCCCAGGCCAGAGAGUCCCACCCAGCCGUUCCUACGUCCAGCCCCUAUCUGGUGGUCGAGCUAGAGGGGAUUAAAUGCCAUCCAGUCUUGAUUUAAAGUCUCGAGUGAUGGAGAUUACUCCCCUCCCCCAACCCCGUGUUCCUGGGUCAGUAGUUCCUACGGUUAAUUCUCUCUCUGUUUAAAAAUGUGCAUCUUGUUUCCUGUCUGAAUUCGUCCAGAUCUACGUCAGCCUUUGUCUGAUGCUUUACAGAGCCCUCCCCUCGCAGAAAUCUGCCGCCUGUGUAGGUACUUAUAGACCAGGAUCAAGAGGCCUCUUUACAUUCCUUUGGAUAAUUACACUUGAGCUGCUCUGUGCAGCAUAAAUGGCCCUUAAAGUGGGGGAAGCAGCCUUCUCCCACCCCCACCCCUGCAGGGGUCUUCCCCAGCCUAGGUAGAACAAGCAUUAGGGCCCAGCAUUCUGGCCGAGGGGGUGGCUCGGGGGCAUGGCUGAAGCACACUGCGCUAGGCCCAUUUCUCUGCUCUCCAGGGCCCAGGGAGUAUGGAAGUUAGAGCAGCCUCGGGGUUGCUCUGAUUUGCUGGGAGCCGGGCAAGGCCCAGAAUGUGGGGAGAGCAAAGGAGAUUUCAAGCCACCUCUUCCCUCCCUCCCCCCAUCCCUGCCCCUAGUGCAGGAAUGGGAGAGAUGUAAAUCCAGCCUGAAGCUUGCUGAAUUCUGCAUGCUCCCCAUGGUUGUCUGCGCUGCAUAGGGUGCAGCUCUUCCCCAUCAGCCUGACUCUUUCCUUGCUUCCAUGUUUCAUUAGUCCAGGGAGCGCCAUCUUUUUGCAGGCAGGCAGGCAGGCUCUCCCCCGGUCCCUGAAAUGAUGUCGUUUUCCUAACGCAGCAGCCAGAUCCUCCCCAUCUGUGGAAAAAGCCCGUAGGAGACUGCAGAGAUAGCGAUAGAACUUGGGAAUUCCUGGCUCCCAGCCCUCUGUUCGGUCCACAGACCGGUUGGAAAUUUCCUUUGCAGGUACAAGAACCUGCUUCUUAAUGUUCAGGCAGCUCGGCGUAGUGAGAGCACAGUUAAGAAGGGUAACGUUUAAUGGGCUUGGCGGCCGGAUGGAAACGUCUUCCUGAAGGGCCCCUCAUCUUGCCCCACUGAAAGAAAUUUGUGGCAGCUCAGCAACCAUCCGUCUGUCUUCCCACCUUGGAAUCUAACCCUGACCAGCAAAAGGUUUUGACAGGAUUGGCCGGACCCGCUCCCGGGAGGGGCAGUCAUGCGCCCCCUGCCGAUGCCCAGGCUUUGCCCAGAUGCCCAGGGAUCCCCAAGACGCUCGCGGGGAUUGUGAAGUGGGGGGGAGCUGGAGAUGCAGAGGGACAGAGAGGCGCAGAGCUUCAGCCCGGCUCCUCUGGAAUCUCGGAUGUUCUCUGUGGGUCGUGGGGAGCCGGCACCCGACGCGGCCGGCUGCAGCGUCUGCACAGCCUCCGUGGAGAAACGGAUCAGGACCGAGCAGGCCUGCCGGCUGCACGAGCGGGUCCUGGACUCCCUGUCCCGCUUCCAGGACUGGCUGCGGGCGGCGGAGCUGUGGGCUGCCUCCCCCGCUUCCUCCCAGGUGCCCUUCACUGUGGCCAAGGAGGAGCUCAAAAAGUUCGAGGUGCUGCAAAGGCAGAUCCAGGAGAAGUUGCACCAUCUGGAGUCCUUAAACAGGCAGUACCGGCAGCUGGUUCAGGCCAAUGGCAUCAGUUUGCAGGGUCGGCUCCGGGCCGCAGUCCAGGAGAGCAACCAGCGCUGGGACAACCUCCAGAAACGAGCUGCUGCCAUCCUCAAGAGACUGAAGUAUUUUGUCAGCCAGCGGGAGGAGUUUGAGUGGGAGCGGGAGACCGUGCAGGUAUGGCUGACGGAGCUGGAUCUGCGGCUCACCGAUGUGGAACAUUUCUCUGGGGGCAGCUCGCUCGAGAAAAUGAUGGAGCUGCAGGAGUUCCAGGAGGCCGUGCGGUCCAACGCGGAGCGGCUCGACUGGCUGCUGGUGUCCGGCGAGCGGCUGAUCCAGAGGAGCGAGCCGCAGGACGCCGAGAUCCUGGAGGAGGAGCUGCAGGAGCUGAGCUGCUACUGCCAGGAGGUCUUCUGGCGGGUGUCCCGCUUCCGCCGCCGGCUGGUCAGCAUGAGGCUGGUCUUCGAGGACGAGUGGCUGUCGGACCGAGACACUGACGUGGAGUCUGACUGCUUCACAGACGUGUCCCCGGAGCCUGAGGGAGAAGCCAGGGGGCCCCCUCCCGCCGCUUGGAUCUACCAGUCCACCCCACACAAGGCUCUCUGCUGCCGGCGCCGCCAUCCGUUCGGGGCUGCCUGCGGGGGCAGCCUGGACCUGGAGUGGGACCCCUCGGUGGACGUGGGCGGGUCCACGUCUCAUGACGAAGAGGAUUCAUCGUACUGCAGUGCCAUCACGGGUGUGGGCCAGUGGGAGGAGCCGGGCCGGAGGUGCAGCUGCCAGCUGGGCAUGCCCGCCAGCUGGCCGGCUGGAUGCGGGAGAGGCUCCGGCCACGAGGACCUGAAUGGGGAAACACAGGCGCAGCUGGGCUUCCAGGACGGGCCUUGUCUCUCCCUGGCGACCAGAAGGAAGGUGGAAAUUGUCUGGGGCGGUUCCGGGAAUGCCCCUCAGCGGGGCAGCCGGCAUCCCCCGGGCCUGGCACUGCGGGCCGAGGCCUGCCGCCAGAGAGAGACGGUGGGCUUUGACCCCGGGCGGAUUGAGAGCUGGCUGGGCCAGACCUGCGUGGAGCAGGGCAAGCUGGAAGUGAUGCAGCCCUGCAAGAGGAGUCAGGCCGGUCCCGGCUCUGAGGAUGUGGCUGUCGUCAUUGAGAAGGGGCUGAUGUUGCAGCCCUUGGCUUUCUCAGAUCAACCUCGAGCAGGCUCCAGGAUCCUGGUCGGAAUAAAGAGGCUGCUGCUCUCUGCAGCUGGGCUGCUCCUGCUCCUCCUGGCCGGCAUCUCCCUUCUCUCCCGCGCUGAAACGCCCUGCUACACCCGGUCCUUCCAUUUCAUGCUGAAGUACGUCAACGGGCCGCCUCCUACGUAGGCGUGCUGGGAAAAUGCCAACGAGAGCCCACGGUUUCCCCAGUGCCGGGGGCAGCUCCAAGAGGUAGGGGGCCAUUUCCCACCAUUCAGUGCCGUCCUCAGGUGGAUUUUCCUUGGGCAUCUGCCCUGCCACCUGCUUCUGAGGAAGAUACCAACCUCCCGGCAUGCCCAGCUAUGCAAGGAGCCUGCCCAGGAAGGAAGCACUUUUGGAUCCUUCCAGAGACUUCGGAAGAAGCUCAUCAGUACUUUCAGAGACCCCCAGAGCUGACCCACACAAACCCAGAAGCUUACGGCAGAAAGGAACCUCAAAAAAUCAGCUGGUCCCACCACCUGUCCCAGAGGCAGGAGGCUGCAGCGCGGCCUCACUGGGCACGGAGGUGGAGAGAAACGCCAGAGCCCAGGGGAAGACGGGAGGCUGGGGGGUACUGCCUGGAGGGCAAGGGCCAGACCCACUGCCUGCUCCCAGCCAGGGAGAAGAGGGGCCGAGGGAGUCUGCUGCAGGGAAGCCGGGUUGGGGGAGCCACGAGGGAGUGGGGGAGGGGGCGUCCCGCCCAGCCAGCCAGGACGUGGGGGGGGAGGCCAGCUGCUUGGGUGGGCGGGAACACCCCCGAGCAGCCGCUAGAGCAAGGGGCCAUGACGCUUGCCCCUGGCACGUUGGCCAGUGCAGCAUCCAGCACCGAGCCCCCCGUGACCCCGACUCAUGGGGAGCUUAGUGGACACUGGGCCCAGGCCCCUGCUCUGGCCUGGGGAGAGUCCAGCUCCAGCAGAGAGGGGACCUCUGCCCCACCCCCACCUGGACACCCCAGGCAUGACCCCCUGGCACCCUUGGGUGCCGGGAAUAGCGAUGCCCUGGGUGGAAGUGAGGCCCCGUGUGCUCUGCAGGCCUGUCCUCUGGAGCCGCCUGCAGCAGGACACGCCAGCCUGGUACCCGCCAGCUCAGCGCAGUGGCACAGGAUCGGCCUGCCCCACCCACCUCCUUGGCACUGGCUCCCACCCAGGUGGGCGCUAUGGACCAGGCAGAGGGUGUGGGAGGAAGUGGCAUGGCCUGUGCCGCUGGUAAGGGUGGCAUGUGCCAGCCAUAGACGCCGCGGGCAGGCAGGUGGCGAGGAAGCAGCGAAUGAUCAGCUGGGCGGGCAGCGAAGGGAGCCCGGUGGACAUGGAAGGGCUCCGGUGCUCAUGAAGGGUGGUGGCUUGGCCAGGCCAGUGUGCCCCCUCCCCCGUGUCCCCCACCCUCUCUCACCCUUUGGAAUCUGGUUGUUGAGUUUCUGUACUAAUUACUGCUAAUAAAAACACCUUCCUGCUGCAGGAGCUC